Molecule: messenger RNA, 690 nt
Organism: Rhipicephalus sanguineus (brown dog tick)
Lineage: Eukaryota; Metazoa; Arthropoda; Arachnida; Ixodida; Ixodidae
Product: adult-specific rigid cuticular protein 15.7-like
Exons: 4
Coding region: 16-528 (170 amino acids)
Cellular component (GO): chitin-based extracellular matrix
Molecular function (GO): structural constituent of chitin-based larval cuticle
Source: RefSeq, a predicted model, not a curated record
AGAACAAGCAGGAUCAUGUUAAAGGCGGUCGUCAUCGCUUUGUGCCUCGUCCAGUGGGCCAGCUGCCAGUUCCCGCAGUUCCCGCAGCGAUUUCUUCCGCAGGCGUUGCCCAAGCCCGUGCUCGUACCAGUGGUGACCGGUGGCGGUGGAGCAGGGAGUCCCCUGGGCUGGUCACCGUACAGUUUCUCGUACGACGCGCCGGGCGUGGACGGCUCGAGCAGCCGAAGCGAGUCCGGCGACGCCCAGGGUCGGGUCACGGGCUUCUACACCAUCACCACGGCGGAGGGGUCGCGACGCCGCGUCAGCUACGUUGCCGACGAGAACGGAUUCCGCGCCACCGUCGACACCAACGAGCACGGCACAGCCGACGAGUCGCCGGCCGACGUCGUCUGGAGGUCGACCGCGCCCAAGGUUCACGGCGGAGGCCUGACGAGACCAGCGGGUGCUGCCGGAGCCCAGGCCGCCUUCUAUCCAGCUGGAGGACAGCAGCAGCAGCAAGCCUUCCAGUAUCCCUUCUCCAAGGCGUGAUGAGACCCGGAAGUUAGAGCUUCCGCGGUUAAAGCUACGAAUCGAGACGAGUGCAUUAUGAAGAGAGGCCGAAUGCGGGCCGGCCUGCGUCGCACGUGCAUGGGACUCGCAGGCGGAGUCGGUUGCGCGAGCGCUUGUAUUGCGGUCAUGUGACACGAAUGG